Molecule: messenger RNA, 981 nt
Organism: Adineta ricciae
Lineage: Eukaryota; Metazoa; Rotifera; Eurotatoria; Adinetida; Adinetidae
Source: the annotation of a GenBank genome assembly
AUGAAUUGCUGUGGAUCAGUUGGAGAAACAACCAUGGAUGCGACAUAUGUUGAGUGGAUGAAAAAUCUACCGAUCGAACUGCAUAAUGAGGCUAUUACUAAACUUGCUAUUCCAGGUACGCACGAUUCGUUUGCGUUUUAUUUAUCGCGGCAUGCGGGACCAGAUAUGGAUGCGAACUUACGGCGUUUACAUGUACUGAUCAGCCCGAUUAUUAAAAAUUGGAGUAUUACACAAAAUCUAACUUUUGCCGAACAAUUACAAAUUGGUAUUCGAUAUUUUGAUUUACGUGUUUGUCGAACAACGAAUGAAUCUCAAUCGAAGCGAAGUCCAUUUACAUUCACACAUGGCUUACUAGGUGGUCUAGUUCGCGAUGGUCUAGAAGAAAUCAAUGCAUUUCUGAAUCAACACUCGAAAGAAGUUGUCCUACUGGAUUUCAAUCAUUUCUAUGAUUUUACUGAUCAAUGUGGUCAUGAACAACUGAUUGAAUUGAUUGAUGAAAUAUUCGGAGCGAAAAUUUGUACCACAGCAGAAACAAUUCUCGAAUGUACAUUGAACUAUUUGUGGGAUAAACAGCAACAAGUUAUCUUACUCUACGAACGAAACCGUGAUCAGUGUUCGGCCUACAUGAAUCGGAUCGGUCAUUUCUUUCAAAUUUGCCAAUCUCCUUGGCCAAACACACCACGCGCUGACGAUCUAUUUCGUUUUCUCGAUGAAAAGAUCUCGACCACUCGAUCGACAUUGUGCGUCAAUGUACUUCAAGGUCAACUUACACCUGACAGUGCAACAAUACAAAAUAAUCCAUUCAGUUCGUUGCAAAGUCAAGCAAGAGAAAUCAAUCGACGACUAAUCGAAUGGCUUGCAUCACGCCAACGUGAUCCUUCACUACUCGACGGUGUCAACGUCGUCAUCUGCGAUUUUGCUGAUCGACAUUUUGCUGAAGUUGUCAUCAAACUCAAUCAUAAGUCUCUGACAUCGUUGUAA